Messenger RNA from Aspergillus oryzae RIB40, 1062 nucleotides. RefSeq lists its product as uncharacterized. Bases 1 to 1062 code for a protein of 353 amino acids. The transcript has 3 exons. The record is from RefSeq and is a predicted model, not a curated record. Gene Ontology annotation, molecular function: metalloendopeptidase activity. Gene Ontology annotation, biological process: proteolysis. Lineage: Eukaryota; Fungi; Ascomycota; Eurotiomycetes; Eurotiales; Aspergillaceae.
AUGCGUUUCAUUUCUGUCUCCUCUCUUCUUUUAGCCCUGGCACCGGCUCUCAAUGCCGUUCCUGUAGAGGUUGCCGGUAGUGCCCAAGGACUUGAUGUGACUCUUAGCCAGGUGGGAAAUACUCGGAUCAAGGCCGUGGUAAAGAACACUGGCAGCGAGGAUGUCACCUUUGUGCACCUCAACUUCUUCAAGGAUGCCGCUCCGGUGCAGAAGGUGUCUCUGUUCCGCAAUGCGACCGAGGUUCAAUUCCAGGGUAUCAAGCAGCGUCUUAUCACCGAAGGCUUGUCCGAUGAUGCUUUGACAACUCUUGCCCCUGGUGCUACUAUCGAGGACGAGUUCGAUAUCGCAAGUACUAGUGACCUGUCCGAGGGUGGUACCAUCACGAUCAACAGCAACGGUUUAGUACCUAUUACCACCGAUAACAAGGUCACUGGAUACAUUCCAUUCACCUCGAACGAGCUCUCCAUUGAUGUAGAUGCAGCUGAGGCCGCGAGUGUUACUCAAGCAGUUAAGAUCCUGGAACGCCGCACCAAGGUCACUUCCUGCUCUGGCAGCAGAUUGUCGGCCCUUCAGACUGCUCUGAGAAACACAGUCUCUUUGGCACGUGCAGCUGCUACUGCCGCGCAGUCGGGAUCUUCCUCCCGUUUCCAGGAGUAUUUCAAGACGACAUCCAGCUCCACCCGUAGCACGGUUGCUGCUCGCCUGAACGCCGUUGCUAACGAGGCCGCGUCGACCUCUUCGGGAAGUACCACGUACUACUGCAGCGACGUGUAUGGAUACUGCAGCUCCAACGUGCUUGCGUAUACCCUUCCGUCUUAUAACAUCAUCGCCAACUGCGACCUCUACUAUUCCUAUCUUCCGGCACUGACUAGCACCUGCCAUGCUCAGGACCAGGCCACCACCACCCUGCAUGAGUUCACUCACGCCCCCGGUGUGUACAGCCCUGGCACUGACGACCUUGGCUAUGGAUACUCGGCUGCCACCGCCUUGAGUGCCAGUCAGGCUCUGCUGAAUGCCGACACCUAUGCCUUGUUUGCCAACGCUGUCAACCUCAACUGUUAG